CUUGACCACCUAAAAAAUUCUCAUUAACCUUCCAGGUUCCAUCAUCCUUCAGAUUAUGUUUAUUAUUAUAAAGUUUGGCUAUACGUGAGCUUAUGAUCUUCUUGAUUUUCACUCCUCUACGCUAUCAGCUGUUUUCUAUUUUCUCAAUUUGUGAAUUUUUAGGCUAUCCUAUUUUUCGUCGUUCCAUUGCAAGUUUUUGAUUGAUGGAAUUGUGCAUUUUGUAAAACGUAUCUACGUAUAAGUUGUUAAAUCAUUAAUCGUAUUGUGCCUAAUAUGGCCUAAUUCUCCGUAGUGAACUGUUUUACUUAUUAGAAUAGUUUCCGUCAUUGCUUUGAGAAGAUACUUUCAACAUACAUGCAACCACGUAUGUAGCCUAUGUAUAGUUUUGUGCUAAGGAGUGUUAGAAAAUUUUUGAAAAACUUAUUCACUUAUCAUUAGAAUACUAUGGUGUUUAUCACUACAUCUUUUCUGAUUCUAGAACAGUAUACUAUAAAAACACCAGGUGACUGAGCUGUGCUAAAAUAACUGAAGUUAUUCUGAUCCAGUUUAAUAAACCACAGUUAAAAACAAACUAUAUAAUUUGUAUUUGCAAGUUUUUAGUCAUGGGUUGCUGCUUUAGUAGCUGUAGAGAAGAAGAAUCUUCACAAAGUGGCGAUCCCACCGAAAGAACACAUCUUUUGGCAGAUCCAGUUAGUAAUAUCAACACGUUGCAUAUUCAGAGGGUUCACAGCGAUGACUUCCUCUCACAGUAUCCUAGUUCCCUUCCGGAGAAAACAGACCAGAUUUCAGCGCUAAACAGGAUACUGCAAGAAACAGCAAACAAUGUGAUUGAUGUCGCUGCCUUGGGUGCACACAACCUUGAACAGCACGAGUAUGUGGAACGGAUGAAACAUUACAAUCAGAAGUUGCAGACAGUUGCUGCUGUCAGCCACAAGUGGGUUCAGCCUCGAGCCAAUCCGUGUCUGUUAGUCGACAUCCCCGCUCCUGAUAGUUUGCUGGGUGCAGCACCAAUCUCAUCUAGCAAUUUUGUUCUCAUCAAGUCAACUGUUGAAAAAGCAACCUUGGCUCUUGAUAACUUGAAGGUGGAACACAAGGAAGAACUAGUCGUCCCUUUCAAUAUUCCUUAACUCUUAUCUUACUAGAUAUUAUCAAGAACGACUGCAAUUAAUGUGAAUAUCUCUGAAAAAUGUUAAUAAAGCUAUGAUUGUAAAAAUUAGUGUAGGGCCUAUAGUGAGAGGGCAUGUAAAUUAAAAUUUAAUAGACAAUUUUUAUAUUGAUAGAGUUCUCUAAUGUAAUUUUGCAGAGAUCUUCAUUAUUUAAAGUAUAAUAUUAUUAUGAAAGAAAUUUUAUUUUAAAGAGUUUAUGCUUUUAUAUGAGGCAAUUUUUUACCUUAAUCAACUGUGACUGACGCUCUGCGAUUCAUUUUUCAUUGAAUUCUGUCCACAUUGCUAUGAAAACGCAAAAUUUUAUUCAAGCUCUCGUUCCCUUUUAAAUUUAUACUUUUUACAAAUCCACCAUUGUUUACUUGAGUGCAUUGCCAAGGACUGGUGUUUCCUGAUAGGCAAUGUUGAAUAGGUAGUUAUAUUCAUUAUUAUUUUCUGCUAUAAACCUACAUCAUUAUUAAAACAAGUAGGAUAAUUCUAUAUUUUAUAAUUGAAUUUCUGUAUAAUCUUACAAUUGUUUUAAUUAUCCUAUUAUAAUAUUGUAUUUUUAUCAUAAUUCUCACCAAAUUUAUUCUCCAAGUUGAAGACUAUCCAUUUAACUAGUAAAAUUAUUCCCUAAAAAGCGUAUUUCAUCUCUUAAAAACUGGUCUUCCAACAAAUCUGUGUUUUCUGAAUGUUCAUUUACAUUGCAGUCUGUUAUCUAGUCAUUGUUUAUCUCUGUGCAGAAGCUGUAUAAAAACUAAAUGUUUAAUAUAUCUGUUAUAAGCUCCUUAUUUACUGCGUUCUGGAAUAUUAUUGUUAGCCGCUUCAAAUGUUUUACUUGUUUGUUUUUCUGCAUCGAUUCAAUGAACUAGUCAUCAAUUACUGCAUUUAGUAAAUAAUAAAUUCAAGUACUAUCAAUAAUAAUUGAUUUUUUAUUAACAGACAUGGCCAUGCAAUUUGAAUAUUGAUAAUGAUAUAUUAUUUACAUUGGAAACAAGCUUACAACUAGUAUUUAUUUGGUGAGAAAAUGUGUUAGUAGUAAUGGACUAUUGUGAUUCCUUUUCAAGACAGCCUUGUAUUGAUUUUAUUUUUAUAAAAUAAUUAAAUUGGCAUUGAUCUUUUAAUGA
Molecule: messenger RNA, 2272 nt
Organism: Nilaparvata lugens (brown planthopper)
Lineage: Eukaryota; Metazoa; Arthropoda; Insecta; Hemiptera; Delphacidae
Gene: Lamtor1
Product: ragulator complex protein LAMTOR1
Exons: 1
Coding region: 603-1127 (174 amino acids)
Biological process (GO): lysosome organization; cellular response to amino acid stimulus; regulation of receptor recycling
Cellular component (GO): membrane raft; late endosome membrane; Ragulator complex
Molecular function (GO): molecular adaptor activity; guanyl-nucleotide exchange factor activity
Source: RefSeq, a predicted model, not a curated record